Molecule: messenger RNA, 6766 nt
Organism: Ylistrum balloti
Lineage: Eukaryota; Metazoa; Mollusca; Bivalvia; Pectinida; Pectinidae
Product: SUN domain-containing protein 1-like
Exons: 21
Coding region: 164-2689 (841 amino acids)
Biological process (GO): nuclear envelope organization
Cellular component (GO): nuclear envelope; meiotic nuclear membrane microtubule tethering complex
Molecular function (GO): protein-membrane adaptor activity
Source: RefSeq, a predicted model, not a curated record
ACACAGUGUAUUAUUAAUCUCAUUAUAUACCCAGAAGCGUGUUUUCAACCGUGACAAUACUACUGUGCCCUGCAGGAACACCGGUCAGUCCAGAUUUAAUCCCAAGAACUUUGAUGUCUGCUGCCGUUCUGGACAUCCGAUUUUAUCAUUACAGUUGGUGAAAAUGCGUAUAUUGGACGCUAUAUUAAAGAAGAAUGAGACACAUAAAAACAAAAAUGCCAUUCCAGCAGAUUUAUCAGCAGAACAGAGGGAUUUCAUGGAGCACACUUACUUUGACAGAAUGCCCAAGACAGAUUAUACAUACUCCAGAAGCCCCAGCUAUAGCAGGAGGUAUCUAAACAAGCCUUAUAAAAUCCCCAACAUGUCGAGACGGCUGGUCAGGUCUGGCACCAGCCUUGUGGAGGACAUCAGUGAUGUUUACAGUUCUGAGGAGGAAGAUGGAUACAUUUCAACGCCAAGUAUGGAAAUGUCGGAAACCUAUAUCACUAGUAGAACAGUUAUUGAGGAUGGUAUGGUACUGCGAUCUGGUAAAGGUAUAAAAAAUGCUAAAGAAAUAUUUGAAGAGCAUGAAAGAGCUAGAAAGAGGAAGUCUAAAGGACAAGUCAAUAGUGCAGUCAGUUCUAGAUCACGUGGACGUUUAUCAUUAGCAUCAGACAUGGUAACGAGUACAAACAUGUUGGAAAGCCACCAGUCUCAGUCUUCCUUGUCUCAGAAAAUGCGAACCAAAGUGCGAAAAACAUUAGUGCAAGAAUUUGAGGAAACAGAAAUAGAAAAAGGAAUGAAAGAAGCUGCAAAUGAAAAAAGACGCAUAAGUCAAAGAGAUUCUCUUCAUAGUCUUAACCAUUUAUAUGGCCUGGACUAUGAAGUGUCAGGUGUGGAAUCAGAAGAGGAAUAUACUGAUUCAUCUAAAAAAGACUACAGUUACAAUGCAUCCCGCCGACAGAAGAUUCUGGAAACAGAAGAGAAUCUUGAGGACAUUGCUACAUUAACCACAGUCACCACCACCGUGGUCACUACAAUAAUAGAGCGGGUAUCAGCAGUGGCAAGCCCAGUGGUCACACCUGUGUGGAACACUGUUGGAAGUCCUGUGUGGAAUGCUGUGGGUCGACCAGUGUGGACAUACAUUUUCCAGCCAAUAUGGACAUAUGCAGUGCAACCAGCUUACUAUAGUUUGUCUUCAAUCAUGAUGACUACUGUCAUGAUUCUACAAUACCUGGUGUCUCAGGCCGUACUCUGGGAUACCUGGCUACUCUCUAGGAAGAAGAACAGAUGUUGUUUAUGUAUCCCUCUACUGUUGUUGUUACCAUUGUUGAUGUUGUCAGGUGUUGUACCACAUGUGCAGAAUCUCAGUUCAGUAUUUAGUUCUCGUCAGCAUUUAGGAGAAGGAAUCUCAGUUUCAAAUGAACAUUUAUUAAACACAAUAAAUCUAAAAGAGGAGGUGAAGAGGAUUAUUAUACAGCUUCAAAGCAACUCGCAAAACCAACUCACAGAAGCAGAUGUAGAACGUAUUGUUGCUGGUAAAAUUUCUACAGAGUUGUCUGCCCUUAAACUUGAUCUUGAAGGGAAAGAAAACCAACAGAUUGCAGCCGAGAUCCAUAAAAACAACGAGCAGGCAAUCAAACUUCAGCAACUCCACACUAGUCUUCUAAGUAACAUCACGAUGGUGGAGGAGAAAAUUAAGAUGGAAAAUGAGAACCUAGGAAUUGUGGGGGCUGAAUACCAGAGUCGGACAAUUAAUAACCUGAACCAACUCAGAGAUGACCUUGUAGCACUCCAAGAGAAGUUGAAAGGAGUAGAAAUCUCCCAACAAAUGCUGGAGCUACAGAUGAGGAACUGUUGUCGUAAUGACACUGCCUUAGCAGCAUAUAUUCAUGAUCAUAUCAGCACAAUACUGGCUCAGGUGAUGGGAGGCCAUGAGAGUGGAAAUGGACCACAGGAUACAUUUACAGCUUGGUUACACAAUAAUUAUGUCAGUCGCAAAGACUUGGAGGAGCGAAUGUCACUCAUGGCUGCUGAUAUCACCCGUAACAUCCUAGCUGAGCAGAGGAAGGGAGUGGAACCUUCAAUUACUAUCUCAAACUCAGGGGGUGGAGCUGACAUCUCAGAACAGCUCAUAAAGAACAUUGUGGAUGAAGCUUUACUUAAGUACAGUGCAGACAAGAUUGGCCUCCCAGACUUUGCUUUGGAAUCCUCUGGAGGAAGUGUGAUAAGCACAAGAUGUUCAGAGACUUACCAUAAAAAGACAGCUCAGUACAGCAUCAUGGGUAUACCUUUAUGGUAUGCAUCAAACUCUCCUCGUACUGUCAUACAGCCGGAGGUUCAUCCAGGUUCAUGCUGGGCAUUCCAGGGAAGUCGGGGCCAACUAGUGGUGGAACUCUCAACCAUUAUAACACCAACAGGAUUCUCACUUGAACACAUCCCUAAAUCUCUAGCACCUAAUGGUAAAAUUGACAGUGCCCCCAAGGAUUUUCUUGUACAGGGAUUAACGGGCGAGAAAGAUGUGUCUGGCAAAGUACUGGGUAACUACACUUACAAUGAUGAUGGCAGACCUCUUCAGUUUUUCCCUAUACAGGUUUCUGAUCCAGGACUGUUCAAGUUUGUGGAACUCAAGAUUCUAAGUAACCAUGGUAAUCCAGUAUUCACAUGUCUAUACAGAUUCCGUGUCCAUGGCUCACCAUAUACAGGAUGAAGAGUUUGUCCAGGAAUAUAUGUCUACAGGGUCUAAACAAUAAUGGAGUUAGAUGUGUUCAUUAAAAAAGUUUAUUCCUCACCAUUGUGUAUGAUAUAUGAAAUGAUUUGAGCACUGUUCAUGGCUUAUACUUCAUACCUCAAAGAACAUUGUACUCUUUAUGUUGAGAAGUGAUGCUGUGAAAAAGUGCAUUAUGACUUACAUCUUCAAUUGUAGCAGCUUGGCUAUACGUCAGUGUUACAAGGAAAUAUCCUGAUGGAUUACUACAAGCUUUCACCGGCUAGUGAAGUUAAACCAUGUGAUAUGUUCAGACUAUGGAACUGUGGUAUACAGAAACAACACUAUCUAUGGACCCUGAAUAGUACUCAUUCCAAAUGAUAAGAUGGCAGAAAACUUGAGAUCACUUGUCAUGUAUAGAGAACUUAUAAGGAUUGGUAAAUGUUGUUCUGACCAUGCUUGAACAGAUGGUUUUUGCCGCCAAAAUACUUGCUCAGUGAAAUAUUUGGACACCAACUUAGAUCUACAGCAAUAGGUCAGAUGACACAUAAUAUGAUUAACCAUUGAGGAAAAAAACCAAAUGUGAAAGGCUUUGAUGCCGUUUCCUGUAUGAUUAACCUGAUAUGAUUUUUUUUUCUAGGAUAUUAAUUUUAAGGUGAAAUUGUAAUAAGGGGAUUUGUGUGGUAUUUAUAUUUAGCCAAGUUUAUAGGAAUUGAUGAGAGAAAGUGUAAACAUGAGUAAAAUUAUGUAAGCUGGUGCUGUGAAUGGGAGAGUAUUGGAUGUGGAGACACAAAAUUAAUUCACAUUUUGCUACACAUGUAAAGAUGGCUCUUAAUAUAUAUAUUUAUAUAUUACACAUAGUUGUAAAGUUAUCUUUGUUUAAUAUAUCUGUGUAUGUACAUGCCUUUGUGAUAUUUAUAUGUGACUUUGGCUACUGUUAUGUCUUUAAAGCAUAUAUUUAGUGAAUGGGACACAUCCUGGCUAAUAUAGUAUGGUGUUUGCCUCCGGCUGUCAUAAUCUGGUUUCUGCAUGUUCAUUUACUCUUUAGCAGAUGCUAAUAUUUGAUUUGGUUUGUAGCUGUAUAAUGAGAAGAUGUAGCUGGUCACAAUCAAUUUAUCUUUAGAUUUUAGGCCCUCAUAAGCACAAGUUUUAUUUGUUGAAUACGGCAUUAGUAAGAUGCUGAAACGUCUACAUAAAGUUACUUGAGGGGGGAAAUGUUAAAAAACGUAACUGGCUAUAGUUCUUUAUGUGUUCAUUGCAUAAUACACAAAAAUUCAUUUCAUGAAAUUGAAUCAAUGGAUAUGUCAAUACUUUAUCUAAUUUGGGAUAGGUCAAUACUUUAUCUAAUUUGGGAUAGGUCAAUACUUUAUCUAAUUUGGGAUAGGUCAAUACUUUAUCUAAUUUGGGAUAGGUCAAUACUUUAUCUAAUUUGGGAAAGGUCAAUACUUUAUCUAAUUUGGGAUAGGUCAAUACUUUAUCUAAUUUUUGAUAGGUCAAUAUUUUAUCUAAUUUGGGAUAGGUCAAUGCUUUAUCUAAUUUGAGAUAGGUCAAUACUUUAUGUAAUUUUGGAUAGGUCAAUACUUUAUCUAAUUUGGGAUAGGUCAAUACUUUAUCUAAUUUGGGAUAGGUCAAUGCUUUAUCUAAUGUGGGAUAGGUCAUUACUUUAUCUAUUUGCUUCCUUUUGCCUUUUUGGACAGUCUUCUGAAUAUUUAGUGUUAUUUACUUAUUGGUGAAAUUUGCAUAAUUCAAUGACCUUGCUUGAACUCUACAUAAAUGAAAUUAGUAGCCAAGUUGCACCAUUAUUUUGUAAUAUUGGACAUGAAAUUAAUGACACGUUUAGUUUUUUUCACCCAUUAUCAGUUCUCUUUAGAUUGAAAUUUGAGGUAUUAACCAUUAAUUGGUUAUCACAUUGUUGAUAUGACUGAGAUGCUGUCAAACCUUGCCUAUUGGAGUGAUAUAGAAACACCUUGGCAAUUAUCAAGAUUUCAUUCCUGUAUUGUUUUACGCUGCUGCCUUAUAUAUAGGAGCUUGACUUUGUCAUAAAUGUACCAAAUAAAAAUAUCAUAUCAAGUGGUAAUAAUGUGGGUCCUCAGAAAUCUUUCCAUUUAAUUAUACAUUGUGCAAUGUUGGUGACAUGACUUUUUUUUCAUUUUUUUUCUUUAAUAUAAAUUUUAUAUAUGACUGGAUUUCUGAUGUCAAAUAGUUGUAGCAUUUUUAUGCCUGUUUUUACUACCUGAUUGUUUUAUUUGUAGUUAUAGCAACUAGAUGAAUUCUUCUUUACAUUUUGUUUCCAUUCCAAGCAGUUAGAGAGCGAUUCCUUUUGAAGUUUUUGUUUGGGCUUUGUAGAUUUAUGUUAAGUCAGUGAUGAAGGUGUCAAUGUUUACCCAUAUUUUGUUGAAGUGUUGUGUUUGUAACUUAGUGCAUGGAUCUGCAUAAUAUAGCCAUUUCUCAUAUGUGUACAAGGCUUACUGUUCAAUGCCAUUCAUGUAGUUUUGUUUAAUCUUAGAUAAAGCAAGAAAAAAUGGAAGUCAUUACUUUUAGCUGAUAACAGAACAAAGCAACACUAGUACUAAGGUUUCCAUAGGUGCAGGUGUGAGAACUUAACCAAUGUAAUGAUGUAAGAUUUUAUCUCCUUAGGAGUAAGAGGAUUUAUCUUAAAAAUGUUUUAGUGAUUCUUAUUCAUUCAGGGAAAUUAUUCUAAUCAUGAAGUUAAUAGUUAACCUAGAUGUUUAUCAGAAGACAAAGGAAACAACACUAGGAGAGGUAUCACAUUGUACACAGAAUUAUUACCAAGUUAAAUGCAGCUUUUUCUUUUUGUGUGGUAUGUUAACACUAGAUUUUGACAGUUUUGUCAUUUUACCAGGUAUUGCAUCACCUUAUUUUAUCGCUUGAAUCAUUUCAGCUUUUUAUACAGCAUUGGCUUCUAAAACAGUAGUUCAUUCUUCAUUUUUAUAACAGUAGAACCAUUGGGUAACUCGGGAGGUUGCUAGAGCCCCGAUAAUCAUCACACUGAUAGUCCUUAUUACUAAUGUAAUGAUGGUUAAGACAAAAUAUUAAAGACCUUAUUUGGUCAGCAGAAAAUUCUAUCAAAUUUUAGAUGGAACAGCUUUCAUGACAGCUGAUUGAUGAAUUGGCUGGAGAUGUACAAUAUUUGCCUUGUUCUUCAGUUCACCUGUCUCUCAGAUUUAUGUUGAUGUUGAUUUCAUUGCAUGGAAACUUUUUCUGGGUUUUACAUUAAUCACAAAUAUUCAAGGGAUUUUUUUUUUCUGCAGGUUUUUAACUGUGAAAUGACAGUGUGCAAGUGAGAAACAGUUAUUUCACAAAUAUUCUCAUGUUUAAAAGAUUUUUUUUAUUUCUAUCUUCUUUUUUUUAAGAAUAUUAUUCAUCAAUGAUCUGUUGAUUUCACCUGUUUUUGUUUGUAUUUCAGGUUGUUAAAUGUAGUUUUACCUGUGGUAGAAGUCUCUUUGUGAAUUAUGUGAAUGUCCUCAUGUGUUUAUUUGUACCAUCAUUAGUCUGUUUUUUAUACGUAAUGUGUUCAUUUUUAGAAUCAAAUAAAUUUUACAGACAGUGUUAAAGCCUCAAAAUUCCUAACUGGUAUAAGUGUAUACCACUAUCUAUUAUUGUGAAAGCAGCUAAUUAUGUAAUAACGUCUUCUUGAUGAAUAAUUAGUUGAUGAUAUAAAUAGAAUUGAAUAUUAGAUUGUAACUUUAUAUUGUUGAUAACAAUAAUCUGUAUCAAUACAAAUUUGAUAGUAACGAUAUUUGGUGAAUCGGAAUUUAUUGUCUCUCAUAUUAAUAAUGCAGUUUAAAAAAUAUCUUAAUUGUGAUUAAUCCUCCCUGGAGAUUUUAUUUGGUUUGGUUGUCUUUUGAAGCCCCUACACAAGACAGACCAGUUAAGGUCAACACCACCUAAGCUGUCCAAGGUAGUUUGUUUAAAUGUUAUUAUUGUUAACUUAUAUAUGCUAGGCAGAAGGUCUGUUGACGUUGUGUAUUUGUUGUGCGUUAAAGAUAUACGUGUAUUGUUUCAUUUUUACUAUGACGUGUUAGGCAGCAUCCUAAAAUAAAUCACUUACAGUCGUAA